This is a messenger RNA of Cryptococcus wingfieldii CBS 7118, 1716 nucleotides long. RefSeq names its product AAT family amino acid transporter. The coding region runs from base 1 to 1716 and encodes 571 amino acids. Gene Ontology annotation, molecular function: amino acid transmembrane transporter activity. The record is from RefSeq and is a predicted model, not a curated record. Gene Ontology annotation, cellular component: membrane. Lineage: Eukaryota; Fungi; Basidiomycota; Tremellomycetes; Tremellales; Cryptococcaceae. The transcript is spliced from 11 exons. Gene Ontology annotation, biological process: amino acid transmembrane transport.
AUGGCUGAUCUUGAGAAGGACGACAAGCUCGGCGGAUCGCAAUACCAAGUACCGUACGAGUCGGAGAAGGUCGCUGAGGGAAAUUCUCUGGACCCUCAUGCUGGAGAGCUGGGUGGAUGUGAAGGCAAUACCUACCAUCCCGGAGAAAAUCAUGUCAAGAGGCAAUUGAAGCAGCGACAUAUGGCGAUGAUCGCACUUGGAGGUGCCAUCGGUACUGGUCUUUUUGUUGGAUCUGGGAGUGCUUUGGCUUCAGGAGGUCCGGUCGGUCUCUGGAUUGGUUACAUUCUGAUGGGGACUAUGGUUUACGCGAUGAUGGUGGCUCUGGGGGAGAUGGCUGGCGAGUUCUCUCUGUUCCCUGUUGCUGGAGGGUUCGUACAUUACGCUAGUCGCUUCUGUGACGAGUCGCUUGGGUUUGCCACAGGUAUCAACUAUUGGUACAGUUAUGCCAUCACCAUUCCCACCGAGAUUAUUGCUGCGCAGAUUGUCAUUACUUAUUGGGACAGCAACACGCACGCUGCUGUUUACAUCACUGUCUGUCUUGUCUCCAUUUGGUUCAUCAAUUUUCUGGGUGCUAGGGCGUAUGGCGAGGCUGAAUUUUGGUUCUGUACAAUCAAAAUCAUUGCCAUUGUCGGCUUGAUCAUUCUUGGUAUCAUACUUAUGUGUGGUGGUGGUCCCAACCAUGACGCCAUCGGUUUCCGAUACUGGCGCAACCCCGGACCUUUCGCCCAGAUGACCAUCAAUGGCGGUGACGAUGUCAUCGAGGGAACCUGGGGCCGUUUCCUUGCGUUCUGGAAUGUCUUUGUUCAGGCUGCCUUCUCUUUCAUCGGUACUGAAAUCAUUGCCACUACCCUCGGCGAAGCCGAGAACCCUAGGAAGACCGUUCCCAGGGCUAUCAAGCGAGUCUUCUUCCGAAUCCUCUUCUUUUACGUUGGCGGUAUCUUUGUCAUCUCUGUCCUCGUCCCCUACACCGAACCCAACCUUCUCAACGGUUCUGGUACCGCCGCUGCUUCUCCUUUCGUUAUUGCCAUUGAGAACGCAGGUAUCAAAGCACUUCCCUCCAUCGUUAACGCCGUGCUGCUCAUCUCUGCGUGGUCUGCGGGCAACUCAGACAUGUAUGCUGCCUCGCGUACCUUUUACGCGCUGGCGCUUGAUGGACAGCUGCCGCGGAUCUUCAGGAGGUGUACGAAGAGCGGUCUGCCCAUCUGGUCGUUGGUCAUCACCGGUGCUUUCGGUCUUUUGGCGUACAUGAAUACUGGUGGAGAAACCGCAGAGGAGGCUUUCAACUGGCUUUACAACCUUUCUACCAUCACUGCCAUCGUGACCUGGUGGACUAUAUUAUUGUCGUACCUUCGGUUCUACUAUGGUCUCAAGGUGCAGGGCAUCAGCCGUGAAGAUUUCCCAUACAAGGCUCCCCUGCAGCCAUACCUCUCCUGGAUUAGCUUUGUCUUCUUCACCGCUGUAAUUCUUUUCAACGGCUUCACAGUAUUCCUCACCGGUAAUUGGGAUACCGGAGACUUCAUCGCCGCCUACAUCACUCUCCCAAUUUUUGCUGUAUGCUGGGUCGGGUGGAAGUGCUGGAAGAAGACCAAGUGGAUCCCUCUGGCCGAGAUCGACUUUGAAACUGGCAGAAGGGAAUUUGACGAGUUGGAGGUCACCGACAGGGAAAAGUACAUGGCGCAGAACAAGUUUGAGAAAAUCAUGGACUUCAUCUUCUGA